UGGAGUCGCAGCCCAACAACUCAUCUCCAUCACCAUCAGCAUCCUCAUCCCCUUCUCACAUCGCGCAGAAGAUUCGCCGCAACUUGGCAUUCCCAUCAAAAUGGGGCGAGCUCAACGGCGCCAUGGGCGACCUCGGCACCUACAUCCCCAUCAUCCUAGCCCUAACCCUCUCCCAAAACCUCGACCUCGGCACCACCCUCAUCUUCACCGGCGUCUACAACUUCCUCACCGGCGCCCUCUACGGCGUCCCCAUGCCCGUCCAGCCAAUGAAAUCCAUCGCCGCCGUCGCCAUCUCCAACCAUUCCUUCGGCAUCCCCGAAAUCAUGGCCUCCGGCAUCCUCACCUCCGCCGCCCUCCUCCUCCUCGGCGCCACCGGCCUCAUGCGCCUCGCCUACAACCUCAUCCCCAUCGCCGUCGUCCGCGGCAUCCAGCUCGCCCAGGGCCUCUCCUUCGCCAUCACCGCCGUCAAAUACAUAAAAUCCGAGCAAAACUUCGCCAAAUCCAAAUCCGCCGGCGACCGACCCUGGCUCGGCCUCGACGGCCUCAUCCUCGCCUUCGCCUGCGCCUCCUUCAUCCUCCUCAUCAACGGCUCCGGCGACGAAACCGAAACAGAAACCAACCAAAUAGACGGAAUCGAAAUCGAUCGACCAAAUCCAAGGAGAAGUAGAAAAAUCCUAAAAUUCAUCACAUCGAUUCCAUCCGCAUUCCUAAUAUUUUUAUUAGGGCUAAUCCUCGCCAUCGCGAGAGGACCUCAAGCAAUCAAUCACUUCAAAUUCGGGCCGUCGAAAAUCAAUGUGAUCAAAAUCUCGAAGCAUUCAUGGAAGGAAGGGUUCAUAAAAGGCACAAUUCCACAGCUGCCGUUAUCGAUCCUCAACUCCGUCAUCGCCGUUUGCAAGCUCUCCACCGAUCUCUUCCCGGAAAAGGACGUCUCGGCGACGUCAGUGUCGAUCACCGUCGGCCUAAUGAACCUGAUCGGGUGCUGGUUCGGGGCAAUGCCGUGCUGCCACGGGGCGGGGGGGUUGGCCGGGCAGUAUAAAUUCGGAGGGCGGUCAGGGGGGUGCGUGGCGAUGUUAGGGGUGGCUAAGUUGGUGUUGGGGUUGGCUCUGGGGGGCUCGUUGGUGAAGGUUUUGGUGCAGUUUCCUGUGGGAGUGUUGGGGGUUUUGUUGCUCUUUGCCGGGAUAGAGCUUGCCAUGUGUGCUAGGGAUAUGAGCACCAAGACCGAGGCGCUGGUGAUGCUCGUCUGCACCGCGGUGUCGUUGGUCGGGUCGAGUGCAGCGCUAGGGUUCUUGUGUGGAAUGGUGGUGCAUUUGCUGCUCCGGGUGAGGAAGGCGGGGGAGGUGAAGUCGUGCUCCGAGUUCUGGCUUGAUACUAAAGUUUAGAGGGUCACGAUGAAUUAAACUUACUCUUGUUACUACUUUUUUUAAUUCAUUUUAAGUGUGUGCGUCGUCAAUGAAAAUACGUGUGUACACUCUUGUUCAUUGUAUGAGUAAUUAGUUUGAGUGAUUGUGUUGUGAAUGGAAAAAUCGACUGUUGGAAAA
Salvia splendens (bonfire salvia) is the source of this 1538-nucleotide messenger RNA. Its product is annotated as molybdate transporter 1. The record is from RefSeq and is a predicted model, not a curated record. The transcript has a single exon. Gene Ontology annotation, biological process: molybdate ion transport. Gene Ontology annotation, molecular function: molybdate ion transmembrane transporter activity. Lineage: Eukaryota; Viridiplantae; Streptophyta; Magnoliopsida; Lamiales; Lamiaceae. Bases 123 to 1379 code for a protein of 418 amino acids.